Ctenopharyngodon idella (grass carp) is the source of this 889-nucleotide messenger RNA. It is a transcript of the gene btf3l4, whose product is annotated as basic transcription factor 3-like 4. NCBI's taxonomy places the organism in Eukaryota, Metazoa, Chordata, Actinopteri, Cypriniformes, Xenocyprididae. Bases 112 to 588 code for a protein of 158 amino acids. The record is from RefSeq and is a predicted model, not a curated record. The transcript has 6 exons.
GCUGUUCGCCAUUACAACAACAAAAACAACGUGACGUUUUUAGUCUGACCACUUCCGCCCUGUUCAUUCAACGCAUGCUUCUCUGAGCAGCUGCGUUUAUCAGAAUUCAGUAUGAAUCAAGAGAAAUUGGCUAAACUUCAAGCCCAGGUCCGAAUAGGGGGCAAGGGCACUGCACGCAGGAAGAAGAAGGUGGUGCACAGAACAGCAACAGCUGAUGACAAGAAGCUCCAGAGUUCAUUAAAGAAGCUUGCUGUCAAUAACAUAGCUGGAAUUGAAGAGGUGAAUAUGAUUAAAGAUGAUGGCACGGUCAUUCACUUCAAUAACCCCAAAGUGCAGGCGUCUCUGUCUGCCAAUACGUUUGCCAUCACGGGCCACGCAGAGACCAAACAGCUCACGGAAAUGCUCCCAGGAAUCCUCAGUCAGCUCGGCGCUGACAGUCUCACAAGUCUGCGCAAACUCGCUGAGCAGUUCCCCAGACAGGUUCUCGACAACAAAGCUCCAAAAGCAGAAGAUAUCGAUGAAGAAGAUGAUGAUGUCCCAGAUCUUGUAGAGAACUUCGACGAGGCAUCAAAGAAUGAGGCAAACUGAUCAUUGGACCUUCCGUAACUCCUGUUCAGGACAAAGUCUCCUGCACUAUUUUUAAAUUAGAGUGACAGACAUAUCAUUUCAACACUAUCCAGUGAAACCAGAGACUUUUAUAUCAUAAAUUGGCUUUUCCAGAUCCAUCCCUGACCUUUCUCCUACAUUUAUACUUUAAGAUGGACGGAUACAUGGUUAUAAAUCUUAACCACAAUGCUAGCUGAAAUGCAAGUUUUGAUGGCUGUGGCUAUGAAAUUAGUCUUAAUUAUUUUUUCUGUUAAUUAAAUAAAAAUAAAACUCAUAAACCUUU